GCCGGGGAGUAGGGCCGGGCCUUGGGAGCUCCCCCGUGGGACAAGAUGGUGUCUUCUGUGCGGCUGGACUUCAACCUGCAGGAUAUUCUGGAGCAGCUCAGCCAGGAUGAGCUGAGCCAGUUCAAGUCUCUGAUCAGAACCAUCACCCCGGGAAAUGAGCUACAGAAGAUCCCCCAGACGGAGGUAGAUGAGGCUGAUGGGAAGCAACUGGCAGAAAUCCUGACCAGCCAUUGCCCCAGCUACUGGGUGGAGAUGGCCACCAUCCAGGUCUUUGAAAAGAUGCACCGAGCGGAUCUGUCUCAGAGAGUGAAGGAUGAACUCAGAGAGACAAUACGGAAAGGAGAACCAAACCCUGUAGACCUGGAUGAAAUGCUGGUGCGCUUCGAGGCAGAAGCACAAGGGAAAGAGGAUAGGCACAGGGGUAUACUGAAGAUGAAGUUGCAGCAAAUGUGGAAGGCCUGGCCCGGAGACAGCAAAGAGGUCCAAGCUGUGGCUCAGAGAUACACCACGCUGAUCCCGUUCAGCAACCCCAGGUUGCUUCCCGGGCCCUUCCCACACACAGUGGUGCUGCACGGCCCUGCUGGCCUUGGAAAAACCACGCUGGCCAAGAAAUUAAUGUUGGACUGGACAGAGGACAACCUCAGCCACAAAUUCAAAUACGCCUUCUACCUCAGCUGCAAAAAGCUCAGCCGCCUGGGCCCGUGCAGUUUUGCAGAGCUGGUCUUCAGGGACUGGCCGGAAUUGCAGGAUGACAUUCCAAACAUCCUAGCGGAAGCGCAGAAAAUCCUGUUCGUGGUCGACGGCCUCGACGAGCUGGGAGCCCCCCCCGGGGCGCUGAUCCACGACAUCUGCGGGGACUGGCUGAAGCCGAAGCCGGUGCCGGUCCUCCUGGGGAGUUUGCUGAAGAGGAAGAUGCUACCCAAGGCUGCCCUGCUGGUCACCACGCGGCCCAGGACCCUGAAGGACCUGCAGCUCCUGGCCGAGAAGCCCAUCUACAUAAGGGUGGAGGGGUUCCUGGAGGAGGACAGGAGGGCCUAUUUCCUGAGACACUUUGGAGAGGAGGACCAAGCCACGCGUGCCUUUGAGCUGAUGAGAAGCAACACGGCCCUGUUCCAGCUGGGCUCGGCGCCCGCGGUGUGCUGGAUGGUGUGCACGAGUCUGAAGCUGCAGAUGGAGGACGGGGAGGACCCGGCCCCCACCUGCCACACCCGCACGGGGCUGUUCCUGCACUUUCUCUGCAGCCGCUUCCCGAAGGGUGCCGAGCUCGGGCGCACGCUGCGGGCGCUGAGCCUCCUGGCUGCGCAGGGCCUGUGGGCGCAGAUGUCCGUGUUCCACGCAGAGGACCUGGAGAGCCUCGGGGUGCAGGAGUCCGACCUCCGCCCAUUCCUGGACAGAGGCAUCCUCCGCCAGGAUAGAGACUCCAAAGACUGCUACUCAUUCCUGCACCUCAGCUUCCAGCAGUUUUUCACUGCGCUGUUCUACGCCCUGGAGAAGGAGGAGGAGGAGGACGGCCACGCCUGGGACAUUGGGGAUGUGCAGAAGCUGCUUUCUGGAGAAGAACGACUCCAGAACCCCGACCUGAUCCAAGCAGGACACUUCUUAUUCGGCCUCGCCAACGAGAAGAGAGCCACAGAGUUGGAGACCACUUUUGGCUGCGUGAUGUCACGGGAGAUCAAACAGGAAUUACUGCAGUGCGACAUCAUUUGUGAUGAGGACAGAUACUCAACCUUGACGGACCUGAAGGAGGCCUUACACUGUCUGUACGAGUCUCAGGAGGAGGAGCUGGUGAAGGGGGUGAUGGCCCCGUUGAGAGAAAUAUCCCUGCACUUAAGUGCCACAGACAUUGUGACCUCUUCGUUCUGCCUCAAGCAUUGUCGAAGUUUGGAGAAAAUGUCACUGCAGGUGAUAAAGGCAAAGCUCCCGGAGAAUGUCACUGCCUCUGAAUCAGAUGCUGAGGUUGAGAGAUCCCAGGAUGAUCAACACAUGCUUCCUUUCUGGACAGAUCUUUGCUCCGUAUUUGGCACAAACAAGGAUCUCAUCAUUCUAGAAGUCAAUAAUAGCUUUCUUAGUGCCUCGCUGUUAAGGAUCCUGUGUGAACAAAUAGCUUCUGACACCUGUCAUCUCCAGAGAGUGGUAUCAUUCAAGUCAGGGUGUAACAUAACCAGUGAGAUGGAAACCAAAGACAGUUCCCUGGCAUUUAGAUUCUCAGGAAUGACUUGUUCCCAUUUCUCCCCCAGGUUGGUGUCUUGUUCUGCCACCACUCAGCAGUGGGCUGAUCUCUCCUUGGCCCUUGAAGUCAACCAGUCCCUGACGUGCGUAAACCUCUCCAACAGUGAGCUCCUGGAUGAGGGUGCCAAGUUGCUGUACGCAACUUUGAAACACCCAAAGUGCCUCCUGCAGAGGUUGUCGUUGGAAAACUGUCACCUCACAGAAGCCAUUUGCAAGGACCUGGCUGCUGUUUUGGUUGUCAGCCGGGAGCUGAUGCACCUGUGCUUGGCUGAGAACCCCCUCAGUGAUACGGGGGUGAAGUUUCUGUGUGAGGGCUUGAGUUACCCUGAGUGUAAACUACAGACCCUGGUGCUGUGGAACUGUGACAUAACUAGCAAAGGCUGCUGUCACCUCGCAAAGCUUCUCCACGAAAAAUCAAGCCUAACGAACUUGGAUCUGGGGCGGAAUGACAUAGGAGUUCCUGGAGUGCAGGGCCUAUGUGAGGCUUUGAAGAAACCACUGUGUAACUUGAAACGUCUGUGGUUGUGGGGAUGUUCCAUCCCUCCGGCCAGUUGUGAGAACCUCUCCUAUGUGCUCAGCUGCAACCAGACCCUCAUCACUCUGGACCUGGGCCAGAAUCCCUUAGGGUACAGUGGAGUAAAGUUGCUGUUUGAAACCUUGACACAUGCAAAUGGCACCCUCCAGACACUCAGGUUGAAAAUAGAUGACUUUACUGAUGAACUCGAUAAGCUACUGAAAGAAAUAGAAGGCAGCAACCCACAACUGACUAUUGACACUGAGGAUCAAGAGCCCUGGAAAAAAAGGCCUUCUUCUGGCUACUUCAUUGUCUGAAUCCCCCCUAGAGUCAUUCAUUCUCAACGAAGCCAAGGAUUUCCCAGGUGUCGGUGAACUGCCUGUGACUCCCCCCAACCUCGCCCCCACUCCUCGGGGAAAUGAGUCGAUUGCUGGGCUAGAUGUUUUAGUCAUGGUUCUGCCUCUGUUUUAGGUAGAACGUGCAUAUGUCCUUGACCUUGUUAUGUGUGAAAUAUCUGUAUCACGGGUAUAUGGAGAGAAAUAAAGGUGAGAGCAUUCACAAAUGAA
Cebus imitator (Panamanian white-faced capuchin) is the source of this 3309-nucleotide messenger RNA. It is a transcript of the gene NLRP2, whose product is annotated as NLR family pyrin domain containing 2. Gene Ontology annotation, cellular component: cytoplasm. The transcript is spliced from 10 exons. Bases 46 to 3060 code for a protein of 1004 amino acids. Gene Ontology annotation, molecular function: protein binding. Lineage: Eukaryota; Metazoa; Chordata; Mammalia; Primates; Cebidae. The record is from RefSeq and is a predicted model, not a curated record. Gene Ontology annotation, biological process: regulation of inflammatory response; negative regulation of tumor necrosis factor-mediated signaling pathway.